ACACCUCUUAUUUCAAUGUUUAUUGUUCUUGAUUGCACUUGGUCAAGUGUGUUUUUGUAUGUUCACUGUGAUGAAAUGUUUUUGCAGCUAUUCAAGAUCAGCGAGGAAGUAGUAAUUGAUGCUACAAAUAAAGGAAAUAUAGGACGAUUGAUCAACCAUUCUUGCAUGCCCAACUGCUAUGCAAGGAUCAUGAGUAUGGGUGAAGAAGAAAGUCGGAUAGUUCUUAUUGCCAAGACUGAUGUGGCCGCUGGUGAUGAGUUAACGUACGAUUACUUGUUCGAUACUGAUGAGCGUGAAGAAUCCAAAGUCCCCUGUUUAUGUAGAGCUCCUAACUGUCGGAAAUUCAUGAAUUAGGUUUACAUGAAAAAAAAAGAAAAGAAUGGACAGCUUUUUUUUUUUCUUCUUCAAGUGGCAUUUGACCAUCUCACAACCCAUGAGAUUUGGUGUGUUUACUAUAGUGAAUUUGUAAUUCUUUUACAACCCCAACCAUUUUUUGUAAUUUGCUUUUUUAGUUACAAUAACAUGUGAAUUCACCGACUAUAGGCUGGUAUUUUUGUAGAUUUGCUGCCUGUCUUCUUAUUAAUGAUUAUAAAUUUUUGCA
Messenger RNA from Camellia sinensis, 601 nucleotides. The record is from RefSeq and is a predicted model, not a curated record. NCBI's taxonomy places the organism in Eukaryota, Viridiplantae, Streptophyta, Magnoliopsida, Ericales, Theaceae.